Messenger RNA from Malassezia globosa CBS 7966, 1773 nucleotides. RefSeq lists its product as uncharacterized. Lineage: Eukaryota; Fungi; Basidiomycota; Malasseziomycetes; Malasseziales; Malasseziaceae. The coding region runs from base 1 to 1773 and encodes 590 amino acids. Gene Ontology annotation, biological process: basic amino acid transport; transmembrane transport. The record is from RefSeq and is a predicted model, not a curated record. Gene Ontology annotation, molecular function: basic amino acid transmembrane transporter activity. Gene Ontology annotation, cellular component: plasma membrane; fungal-type vacuole membrane. The transcript has a single exon.
AUGACUGCGACAUCAUCAGAGAGAACUCCCCUUCUUGAUACGCCGCACUACCAACAGCAGAACUAUACACAGACAAACACAGCUGACGAUGAGGCACUCCUUGCUCAAGAGAGUGCAUUCAGCGCUGUAUGUGGUGCGACACAUGGGGUAGACCCCAAUUCGUCCUCGUUCAUGCCGCCUGGUGACCUGUCUCAACUGAAUGUGCACGGUCAAAAUACCUCGGCACCAACUCAUUCUCUUAGUGAAUUGCUGCUUAUCAUGGGUGCUAUGUGGGUAGGCACAUUCCUAGCAGCGCUUGACGGGACGAUUGUUGCCACGAUUCUUAGCACAGUCGGCUCCGAAUUUCAGGUGUCAAAAACAGUGGGUUGGCUUGGCACAUCCUACCUUUUGACACAGACCGCAUUCCAACCACUCUAUGGGCGUCUAUCAGAUAUUUUUGGACGCAGGACAGCUACUCUGUUUGCUUCAUCCGUGUUUCUCGUUGGGUCACUACUGUGUGGGCUCUCGCGUACAUUCACUCAGCUCUGCGUAGCGCGAGCGAUUGCUGGUAUAGGUGGCGGUGGCCUCACGUCCAUGGCCACGAUCGUAACGUCGGAUCUUGUGAGUCUGAAAGCGCGUGGCACAUGGCAAGGACUAGGAAAUCUCGUAUUUGCCACUGGUGCUGCGCUGGGCGGUCCUUUGGGUGGUGCGCUUGCUGACGGUGGAAUCGGUUGGCGUUGGGCAUUUCUUCUGCAAGUGCCACUGUGCGUCGUGCACUUUACCGUGGUAUCGAUCAAAGUAAACAUCCCAGCUGGACCGGGCAGCAUGAUGGAAAAGCUGCGCCGUGUUGAUGUGUGGGGCGCUCUGUCGCUUGUGCUUGCCGUAACGGCGCUCCUGAUCGGUCUAAAUCUGGGCGGAAAUGAGCUGCCCUGGUUGCAUCCUCUUGUCCUGCUCUCGCUUCUAGUUGCCUGUGUGUUGCUGUGCCUGUUUGUGUACGUGGAGGCGCAUGUGGCUCGUGAACCAUUGAUGCCCAUGUCGGUCCUGUUUCGACGGACGCCAGGCUUUGUGUCGCUGGCGUGCUGGUUUAUUAGCAUAAGCCAAUUUGGUAUUCUUUUCAAUGUGCCGCUGUACUUCAUUGCGAUCAAGAACACGAGCGUUGCCUCAGCAGGCAUGCACUUGAUCCCAAAUGCCAUUGCGGCAUCGUUUUGCUCGCUCGGCAGUGGCAUCAUAAUGGGUCGCUCAGGCAAGUACCGCCACAUCAUGCUGUUGGGUGGCCUGUGUGCUGUGGUGGGACCUCUGAUGAUGUGCUUCUGGAAUGGACGCACGACAUCCAAGUUCACAUACUGGAUUACCAUGCCAUGGGGCGGAGCCGGCUUCGGCAGUACAUUGACCAUCACAUUGGUAGCCCUGAUCGCCUCUGUCGACCCGAGAGAUAUGGCGCCCGCCACAGGUGUCACAUACCUGUUCCGUGCAGUUGGCUCCGUUUUGGGUAUUUCCUUGUCGAACUCACUGCUUCAGAAUGCACUCAAAUAUCACUUGCGCAAGGCAUCCAUUCCGUCUGAAAUUAUCGAAGCUAUACGUGAAGAUGUCGGUACACUCACACAGUUAACGGGCAAGCUUCACAAACGCGCACUCUGGGCUUAUGAAAACUCGAUGCAUGCCGUGUUUGUGUGGAUCCUGCUGACAGCUGGGAUGUCAUUUGUGUGUCAGUUCUUUAUUGAGGAAAAACCCCUGCCUGGACAUGCGCCACCAAAACAUGUUUCUUCGCGGCGACGCGAAAAUGCCGAGGAGUAA